AUAAAAAAGGGGUCGUCCCCGUCGUCGCCUCCUCCUCCCCCGCCACCGAUACGACGAAGGGGGGAAGAUGAUGACGACGAAGAGCUCGAUGGGGGCCAUGGAAGGGGCGGUGCUCGACGACGUGAUACACCGGCUGCUGGAGGGCAGGCGGAGCGGCCGCCAGGUCCAGCUGUCGGAGGCGGAGAUCCGUCAACUCUGCCUCGAGGCCAAGAACGUCUUCCUCGCCCAGCCCAACCUCCUCGACCUCCACCCCCCCAUCAAGAUCUGCGGUGAUAUUCAUGGACAAUAUCUCGACCUUCUCAAGCUGUUUGAAAUAGGUGGCUUCCCUCCUAAUUCGACUUAUUUAUUUCUCGGAGACUAUGUGGAUAGGGGCAAACAAAGCUUGGAGACAAUAUGUUUGCUCUUGGCAUAUAAAGUCAAAUACCCUGAUAAAUUCUUUCUUCUACGUGGCAAUCAUGAAGAUGCAAAAAUAAACAGAGUCUAUGGAUUUUACGACGAAUGUAAAAGGAGAUUCAAUGUUCGACUAUGGAAGACAUUCUGUGAUUGCUUUAAUUGCUUACCCAUGGCAGCACUGAUUGAUAAAAAGGUAUUAUGCAUGCACGGGGGCCUUUCACCGGAGCUAAAUAGCUUGGAUCAAAUUAGAGAAAUCUCAAGGCCCAUUGAAAUCCCAGACUAUGGCCUUCUCUGUGAUCUACUGUGGUCUGAUCCUGAUCCUAAGAAUCAAGGAUGGGGCGAAAGCAAUCGCGGGGUUUCAGUUACCUUUGGCGCUGAUAAACUUGCAGAGUUCUUGGAAAAGCAUGAUCUUGAUCUAGUAUGCCGCGGUCAUCAAGUAGUUGAGGAUGGAUACGAGUUUUUCGGAGAACGAAAAUUAGUUACUCUAUUUUCAGCGCCAAACUACUGCGGGGAGUUCGAUAAUGCAGGUGCAUUGUUGAGCAUAGAUGAAAGCCUGUGCUGUUCAUUUGAGAUAUUGAAACCUCAUGAUCCCAUAUCUACUCCAGGCAGCUCCAACACAACAAAAGCAGCUCCUAAGAAGGGCUUGUCUAAAGAUUAAGGUCUUACAAUCCCUUCAACAGCCAACAAUCCUAAGGGUCAGAAGAGCCAAUCCCUUCAACAGCCUAUCCUAAGGGUUAGAAGAGCCAAGCUUGUCCAACGCGCGCUGGCAAACAACUGUAAAUUUACACUAAAGCUUUGUUCUUUGUACAGCAAUCCGUAAUUGUUCUUCCAUGUCGUCUUCUUCUUCACCCAUGUAGGUGGCUGGAUUUUGUACCUAAUACUUGCAAGAGAAUCUCUUCAGACGCUGCCAGUGUUCUGGGUAUCGUUCCAUACA
Messenger RNA from Musa acuminata subsp. malaccensis (wild Malaysian banana), 1327 nucleotides. RefSeq names its product serine/threonine-protein phosphatase PP1. The record is from RefSeq and is a predicted model, not a curated record. Gene Ontology annotation, molecular function: protein serine/threonine phosphatase activity. NCBI's taxonomy places the organism in Eukaryota, Viridiplantae, Streptophyta, Magnoliopsida, Zingiberales, Musaceae. Gene Ontology annotation, cellular component: nucleus; cytoplasm.